UAUCAAACAUAACUUGAUGAAGUGACACCAGGUGGGGUAUUUGUUCUACACAAUGGUGGAAUGUUCUUGGAAUACGUAACGCGUUAUGGGAAUUCUGAAAACGUGAUAUCGUGCUUCUCAAUAAUGGAAUUUCUACAAGGAGGAACACUAGUUAAGAAGAAUGGAUGUGAAGUAAGUGCCGAUGAGGCCCUGAAAAACAAAGAUAUUAUUGGCUUUUACUUCAGUGCCCACUGGUGUCCUCCGUGUCGAGGGUUCACCCCUGUUCUAGCCGACAUGUACAGUGAACUAGUGGAUGAGGGUGCUCCCUUUGAGAUCAUCUUUGUUUCAUCUGAUCGGUCUGCAGAUGACAUGUUUCAGUACAUGAUGGAAAGCCACGGAGACUGGCUGGCCAUUCCAUUUCAGUCUGGAGCAUCAAGUAACGUGAAGGCAAAGUAUAACAUCACCGGAAUUCCGGCUCUGGUGAUUGUGAAAAAAGACGGAACUCUCAUUUCUAAGAAUGGCAGAGGUGAGGUACAGUCACUGGGUCCACGUGCUUUCCAAAACUGGUCGAGAUAAGCUAUACAUGAGAAAUCAUCAAAGUAACUCUGGAACUAAGAAGAAAUGCCAUUCAUCAAAUGAUGUUUUUUUAAUAUCAGAUUAAGAGUUGCAUUUUUGCUUGUUUUUAAACUUUCACUUUGAAGUAUAUUUACAUUAAUAUUGAUACAGGUAAUGCAAUCACUUGCUCUUAUCAUUUAUGACGGUUAAUUUUUUUUUCAAUCUUACGCAUAAUGACAAUAUGAAGAAUCCACAAGCUUUAUCUUUGGAUAUGUUAUUUUGAUGUAAAUGAUUAUUAAAAGUUUAUCUAUGCAA
Messenger RNA from Limulus polyphemus (Atlantic horseshoe crab), 849 nucleotides. Its product is annotated as nucleoredoxin-like protein 2. The record is from RefSeq and is a predicted model, not a curated record. Gene Ontology annotation, biological process: photoreceptor cell maintenance; sensory perception. Lineage: Eukaryota; Metazoa; Arthropoda; Merostomata; Xiphosura; Limulidae. Bases 61 to 555 code for a protein of 164 amino acids. The transcript is spliced from 3 exons.